Molecule: messenger RNA, 1461 nt
Organism: Melozone crissalis (California towhee)
Lineage: Eukaryota; Metazoa; Chordata; Aves; Passeriformes; Passerellidae
Gene: TRIM13
Product: tripartite motif containing 13
Exons: 2
Coding region: 232-1461 (409 amino acids)
Biological process (GO): positive regulation of canonical NF-kappaB signal transduction; positive regulation of macroautophagy; innate immune response
Molecular function (GO): zinc ion binding
Source: RefSeq, a predicted model, not a curated record
CUGCAGGCUCAAGUGUAAUUUAACAGAGUUAACAAACAACAGAAUCCCGUAUAUAUCUCGGCGGAGGCACAGGCUGCAGCCUCGGCCGCCGCCUUAGGCAGGCAGCAUCCACCGCCGGCCCUCUCCCGGCAGCUCCGGAGGCCUUCCCGGCCGCUCGCAGGCAAACGGAGGAAGGGAAGAGCCGCAGCAGCUCCUGCCCCGGGGCCGGAUCGGCGGCCGCGGGCCAAGGACAUGAUGGAGCUCUUAGAGGAAGAUCUGACCUGUCCCAUUUGCUGUAGCCUGUUUGACGAUCCUCGUGUCCUGCCCUGUUCACACAAUUUCUGCAGAAAGUGUCUGGAAGGAAUUCUUGAGGGAAAUGUGCGGAAUGUGCUUUGGAGGCCAUCCCCUUUCAAGUGCCCCACAUGCAGAAAGGAGACUCCUGUCACUGGAGUCAACAGCUUGCAGGUCAACUAUUCCCUGAAGGGUAUCGUGGAGAAGUACAACAAAAUCAAAGUAACUCCAAAAAUGCCUGUGUGCAAAGUGCACAGCGGGCAACCCCUUAACAUUUUUUGCAGGACAGACAUGCAGCUGAUCUGUGGGGUUUGUGCCACCCGUGGUGACCACACAAAGCAUGUUUUCUGUUCCAUUGAAGAAGCUUAUUCCCAGGAGAAGCGGGCUUUUGAAACCUUGUUCCAGGGCUUUGAAACUUGGCGUUGUGGAGAUGCCCUCUCACGGCUGGAUACCUUAGAGACCAGCAAGAGGAAAGCUCUGCAGAUGCUGACGAAAGAUUCUGACAAAGUGAAGGAGUUCUUUGAGAAGCUGCAGCACACGCUGGAGCAGAAGAGAAAUGAGAUUCUGUCUGACUUUGAGACCAUGAAGCUUGCGGUGAUGCAGGCCUACGAUCCGGAAAUCAAUAAACUGAACACCAUUCUGCAAGAGCAGCGGAUGGCUUUUAACAUUGCAGAGGCCUUCAAAGAUGUGUCCGAGCCCAUUAUAUUUCUGCAGCAGAUGCAGGAGUUCAGGGAAAAAAUCAAGGUGCUCAAAGAAACCCCUUUACCUUGUUCCACUGUGGACAUCAGUCCCACAAUGAAGAGCUUUGAUACCAGCCAGUGGAAUGGAAUAAAGCUUGUUGAUGUGGACAAACUUUCCUUGCCUCAGGAAAGCAACACUUUCAAAUUCAAGAUUCCCUCAGUCUUUUCACGCAGAUUUAUAGUGAACUCUCUUAUUUUCUUGCUCAUUCUUGCUGUCACCAGAAUGUCCUUUGUGGAGUCGGUCAUUGACAAUCUCCAGUGCUGGAAAUCUCAGUUCCUUACAAUUUGCUUGUCCUAUUUGGCAGAUACCGUGGAGAUAGCAGAUCAUGCAGUCUUUUACUGGGAACAGAUGACAGAUGGAGCUUCACUCUUAAGAGAAAAGUGUAAAAACUAUACGUUGGUUGUACUGGAUAACGUCGCACAGUUUGUGUGCAAAUAUAAACUGUUGUGA